CGCACGUGACAGCCCACACGCUAAACCGCAACGGGAGCAUGGAGCCACCUCCCUUCGGGCUGGUGACAUCAGCAGAUCUUCUUCCCUUGCGGCGAUCAACUGUAUACAGUGCAGUCUUCCGAUCCUUCUUGCAUGAAUAAAAGGGCGGGACUCGGAUCCGAAAAUUUAGGCUCGAGAACGCCCCGCGGCUGUUACUCCCUUUACUGUGACAGGCAGUGUGACGUACCUUACCCGCAGCCCGCUUUUUCUCACCGGAACCCCCCACCACGCACCGAGUUGUGUCUUCAUCAACUCACUCUUUCGUCACUGCUCGUUCUUUUCUCAUUUAUCUAACCUGUAGCUGCAUUGCUUCGAGCUCUCUCGACUGAGCUGCCACAUUUCGACCUGGAGAUCAAUUUGUCGCAGUUGCCGUCGUGAUGGCUCCAACAACACUUACUUCGCAAGCCCCUCCUCCCAAGCGCCGCCGCAUCGGUGUCUUGACCUCCGGAGGAGAUGCCCCCGGUAUGAACGGCGCUGUGCGUGCCGUCGUCCGUAUGGCGAUUCACUCCGACUGCGAAGCCUAUGCCGUGUACGAAGGAUAUGAAGGUCUGGUCAAUGGCGGGGACAUGAUCAAGCAAUUACACUGGGAAGAUGUUCGGGGAUGGCUUUCCCAAGGUGGUACUUUGAUCGGCUCCGCUCGUUGCAUGACUUUCCGCGAAAGGCCUGGCCGACUGCAAGCUGCCAAGAACAUGGUCCUGCGUGGAAUUGACGCAUUGGUUGUUUGCGGUGGUGACGGUAGUUUGACUGGUGCCGAUGUCUUCCGCUCCGAAUGGCCUGGCCUGCUGGAGGAAUUGGUGAAGAAGGGAGAGUUGACCGCGGAGCAGGUCAAGCCUUACACAGUAUUGAACAUUGUCGGCCUUGUGGGAUCAAUUGACAACGACAUGUCCGGGACAGAUGCUACAAUUGGUUGCUACUCGUCAUUAACUCGUAUCUGUAACGCUGUUGACGAUGUUUUCGACACUGCCUUUUCUCACCAGCGAGGAUUCGUUAUUGAAGUCAUGGGCCGGCACUGUGGUUGGCUUGCCCUGAUGGCUGCCAUUGCCACGGGCGCGGACUGGCUGUUCAUUCCCGAGAUGCCUCCCAAAGAUGGUUGGGAGGAUUCCAUGUGCGAGAACAUUACCAAGAACCGUAGUGAGCGCGGAAAGCGCAGAACAAUCGUCAUCAUCGCCGAAGGAGCGCACGAUGAAAGCCUCAACAAGAUCACAAGCGACAAGGUUAAAGAUAUCCUUACUGAUCGCCUUGGGCUGGACACCCGCACAACAGUUCUUGGACAUACCCAACGAGGAGGAUCUGCCUGCGCCUACGAUCGCUGGUUGUCGACCUUGCAAGGAGUGGAGGCCGUGCGGGCUGUUUUGGACAUGACGCCGGAAUCUCCUUCUCCAGUCAUCACAAUUCGCGAGAACAAGAUCAUGCGUACGCCAUUGAUGGAUGCCGUCAAAGAGACGCAGGCUGUUGCAGCGCGUAUCAAAGAACGAGACUUCGUAGGCGCGAUGGAAUUACGCGACCCCGAAUUCAAAGAAUACCACUAUGCUUAUAAAAACACGGCGACACCUGAUCACCCGAAACUUGCCCUUCCCGAAGGAAAGAGAAUGCGAAUUGCCAUCGUCCAUGUUGGUGCCCCUGCAGGAGGCAUGAACCAGGCUUCGCGUGCUGCCGUGGCAUACUGUCUAAACCGCGGCCACACACCGAUCGCCAUUCACAACGGAUUCCCCGGCCUGAUCCGGCAUCACGCAGAUAAGCCUGUAGGCUCAGUGCGCGAGGUCAGAUGGGUUGAGACAGACCCCUGGGUAAAUGAGGGUGGUUCAGACAUUGGCACAAACCGUGGCCUCCCGUCAGAAGACAUCGAGACCACCGCCCAAUGCUUUGAAGCAAACAAGUUCGACGCGCUAUUCGUCGUCGGUGGGUUCGAAGCCUUUACAGCCGUCUCCCAGCUCCGCCAGGCGCGUGAGAAGUACGACGCCUUCAAGAUCCCCAUGGUCGUUCUGCCGGCCACCAUCUCCAACAACGUCCCAGGCACAGAAUACUCGCUCGGAAGCGACACAUGUCUGAACGCUUUGAUAGACUUCUGCGACUGCAUCCGGCAAUCAGCCUCGUCGUCGCGCCGUCGUGUCUUCGUCAUCGAAACCCAGGGCGGUAAGUCCGGUUACAUCGCCACAACAGCCGGUCUCGCCGUCGGUGCCGUUGCAGUAUACAUCCCGGAAGAAGGAAUCGACAUCAAGAUGCUCGCCCGCGACAUCGAUUUCCUCCGCGACAACUUCGCCCGCGACAAGGGCGCCAACCGCGCUGGAAAAAUCAUCAUGCGCAACGAGUCCGCUUCCUCCACAUACACCACGCAGGUCAUCGCAGACAUGAUCAAGGAAGAGGCCAAGGGCCGUUUCGAAUCUCGCGCUGCCGUCCCCGGGCACUUCCAACAGGGUGGCAAGCCCUCGCCCAUGGACCGCAUCCGCGCGCUGCGCAUGGCCAUCAAAUGUCUGAUGCACUUAGAAAGCUACUCCGAAAAGACCAAGGACGAAAUCGCCGCAGACGAGAUGUCCGCCACCGUCAUCGGAAUCAAGGGCUCCCAGGUUUUGUUCUCGGUUAUGGGCGGCGACGCCGGUCUUGAGAAGAAUGAAACGGACUGGGCCCGUCGUCGACCCAAGGCUGAGUUCUGGCUCCAGUUGCAGGAUACGGUUAACAUCCUGUCUGGGCGCGCAGGUGCAAAGGAUACCUGGUCUUGUUAUGAGGAUGAUGAUAAGGUCCAUGCGCGGUCGCAUGUUCCGUCCCCUUGAGGAUCAAGUGAAGCGAUGUGGAUGGGGAAAGAUGUAACAGCAUGAUAGGUUUUGGGAUUCAUUUUGGACGAAGGUAGCCUUAAUCCCCCUUACGAAUGAUAAACAUGUAGUGAAUGAAUGGAUUCAAUGUUCUAGACAAAUACGAGAUAUCUACCUAAGCUAUGGUGCUAUAAUUAAGUAUACCUAUUAUACUUUCAAAGGAAAGUUCUCGACACGUUAUCAAGUACGGAUAGCCAUGAAUCAAAUCAUCAAAUACGACAAAAUCUCCCUGGUGUGAGAUUAUGGCAGUGAUUUCUGGAUACUUGCCAGCUCGUCGAGGAGUUGUACCGUUUCAGCUGGGCUGGCGAUCCACGCUGUCGUGGAAGCAAGACGGGCC
Messenger RNA from Aspergillus versicolor CBS 583.65, 3183 nucleotides. Its product is annotated as ATP-dependent 6-phosphofructokinase. Gene Ontology annotation, cellular component: cytoplasm; 6-phosphofructokinase complex; mitochondrion. The transcript is spliced from 4 exons. Gene Ontology annotation, molecular function: ATP binding; monosaccharide binding; identical protein binding. The coding region runs from base 417 to 2807 and encodes 796 amino acids. Gene Ontology annotation, biological process: fructose 1,6-bisphosphate metabolic process; canonical glycolysis; fructose 6-phosphate metabolic process. Lineage: Eukaryota; Fungi; Ascomycota; Eurotiomycetes; Eurotiales; Aspergillaceae. The record is from RefSeq and is a predicted model, not a curated record.